Messenger RNA from Exaiptasia diaphana, 1197 nucleotides. RefSeq lists its product as uncharacterized. Bases 39 to 1115 code for a protein of 358 amino acids. The record is from RefSeq and is a predicted model, not a curated record. Lineage: Eukaryota; Metazoa; Cnidaria; Anthozoa; Actiniaria; Aiptasiidae. The transcript is spliced from 5 exons.
GUCAAGCAAAGCGUUCCACGGUCGUCAAUGAAAACAACAUGGCGGGCGAUGUGAAGUUCUGUAUAACCAUUGCGCUUUGCGUUCUUUUUCUCCAGUCAUUUACUCAAGCUCAGGACUCGGAUUAUUACUACGAAAGCUAUGAUAUUCUCAGCAGAAGCAGACGUUCGGUGUCCGCUUUUGAUCCACCAUCUCCAUCUCCUGAAUUUCCUGCUGUAUUAUUCUCUGAUUUGAAUUACAAUAAUGCUACCAAUAGUGGGUAUUACCAUCGUCUAAGACCCGACCAUGAGUACAGAGUGUGGGGUCGAACAGUCGCUGGAAGUGUUCGAGAGUUCGAGUUCAGGUCUAUGUUGUUUAUGUCUGAUGUGAGCAUAACAUUCAAAGCGUGUUGCCUUGCAGGAAAUACAUGGACCAAAACAGUAUCUAACGUCCCAAACAUCUCCAAUAUCCAUCUUUGGAUGUUUGACAGGCCAGAUGUUAGUGGUGCAAGUGGGAUAUUCUACACAGAUUGGACACAUUGGAUGAUGGACUUUUCACUCAAAGUAUCUUGUCCACCUGGAGGAUGCAAGGCAUCUAAUUGCAGUCAAACCUGCUAUUUUGGUACAUGUGGGACAGAUCUAACAUGUCAGUGCACCAAUGGACACUCUGGUGCAAACUGUGAAACUAGACCAUCAGUAAGUGAACCAUUUCCAACGUUACAGUAUCCAUUACUCCUGUUCCCGCUGAAGAACUUCAAAGGAACUCCAGUGAAAAUCACCCCAGGAAAAAUGACAACGUUUGCAGAAAAUAAACAGAAACUGAAGGCAAUGACAUAUAAUUCACUGCGUGUUCUCUACACAAGGCCAUUAGUUUUCUCUAGGAUUGAUCACCAGGUUACUACAACAGUAGCCAUAGGAUCAGACAUUGAGGAUAUUGCUGGUUAUAUGACGUCAAACCCAGACAUUGCAAAUGCACUUUGGUUCAACUAUGCUUCUGAUAUUAAUUUAGAGUUUGGUGUGAAAGUUGAUGAGGUGGCAGCUUGUGCAAAUUGCAGUACAACUGGUGGUUGUUGUUAUACUGGAAGUUGUAUUUGUUUACCUGGGUAUUCUGGAGCUAAUUGUGAUGUUAAAAACCCUUAAUUACACAACUGUAUAUCAUCUUUGAACUAUGCCUAAUAUUUAAUGUACUGGUAUUAAUAUUGCACAUGCUUUGUAAUUUAAA